ACACCGGAAGCAGGCGGCUGGUGUUACACAGAACUCUGUCCCCCCUGUGUGUUGGUGAAGUCAGUCGGUCAACAUGUCCAGUGCGGUUUGUGCCAGAUUCCUCCUCCAGAGAUCAACUCAGGGCUUUCUCUUCUCCUCCAGAGCUGCACCCGCUCUCUCAAGCCCAUUUCUGUGUCGUGCACAUAGACUGGGUCCCAGCGAUGAUGAAAUGUACCAGCGUACCUCGGUGUCCGUCAUGCAGAAGGAGCCGGGCACAGGGGCCAUGAUCCACAGCUACAGCUCCAGAGGAUUCAACAUCGACGGCAACAAAGUGUUCGGGCCCUGUGCUGUGCUGCCUCCUGCUAUCCUCCAGUGGAACGUUGGCAGUCAUAAAGACAUCACAGAAGAAAGUGUCUCACUUUUCCACAUGCUGGAACCAAGAAUAGAGAUUCUUGUGCUGGGCACAGGUGCACGUGUUGAACGAAUUAACCCCGCAGUCCUCGCUCUACUCAAGCGUAAAGGCAUCGCUGUGGAGGUGCAAGACACGCCAAAUGCAUGUGCAACCUUCAACUUCAUGAUCAGUGAGCGAAGAAUGGCGGCCGCUGCUCUGAUCCCUCCGCCCGUCAGCACGGCGCUGGAAGUGAGACAGGAAUAAAGGUGUUGCGAUGUCAACAGAAACCAGGACUGAUUUCUGCAGAUGGAGGUUAGAGGUAUAUGAAUGAUCCCAGGUCUGUGGGAUGUUUAUUCUGCUUCUGCACAAAGCUUCCAAAGGAACAAACUCAGUGACAUCCAGCUCUGAAGAAUCACUGUAUUUGGUUACAACUGUUAUUUUUUGGAAAUGAAGGUGUUAAAAACAGCGGCUGUCACCAUUACCAGGAGAUCUGAGCAGUGAGCUGGUUCUUGUAUAGAAAUACUGUGUUAUGUGUAUGUAAUAUAUGUAUUUAAAAGCUUUACAUGCGACUAACAAUAACUCAAUUGUCAUGAAUUUAAUGUGUUUUCGUGGAAUAUUUAUUAUUUUAAAAGAUGCUAUUGUCUGUGAAACAGAUACAAGGGAUACAGAUACAUAUGUAAAAAAAAAAAAAGUUCAAGUUCUUUGUGUAUGAAUCUGUCCCAGCGCUCUACCCGAGGUGUUGGUGGUGGCUGUCCUUCAUCUGGAUAAGCCUCUUUACUCUGUGCGUCUGUCGGCCUCCUGCAGCGCUGCCACCUACAAGCUGCCUGUGUGCAGCACAUGACAACAUUCAGUGGCUUUGUCCUUCUCACACAUAAGCUGCCAUAGAUAAGAGAAUCCACAAAUCCUCUACAUAUCACUGGGAUUCAUCUCUUAAUCAUCUGCCUCUGUGCCGCAUGCCCAGUGUCGGUCUGAAUGUUUAAAUCCCUGUCGUUCACAUGCGUGAUUACUUUCAUCUGCUGCUGCUACUGCUGAGAAAUUCAGUCACAAACUGGCUCCAGUUAAAUAUGUGCAGUUACUUAAGAGUUAAUUACGUUGUCAAGUUAAGAGGUAAAGUUGACAGGAAUGAAUAUGAAGCUGCCUUUACUAGAUACAGUAAUAAUUUAGUAAUGAUAAUAAUUUCAGUCAGUUUCAGCUGACA
Molecule: messenger RNA, 1568 nt
Organism: Sebastes umbrosus (honeycomb rockfish)
Lineage: Eukaryota; Metazoa; Chordata; Actinopteri; Perciformes; Sebastidae
Gene: ndufaf3
Product: NADH:ubiquinone oxidoreductase complex assembly factor
Exons: 5
Coding region: 74-634 (186 amino acids)
Biological process (GO): mitochondrial respiratory chain complex I assembly
Cellular component (GO): mitochondrial inner membrane
Source: RefSeq, a predicted model, not a curated record